Molecule: messenger RNA, 1170 nt
Organism: Puma concolor (puma)
Lineage: Eukaryota; Metazoa; Chordata; Mammalia; Carnivora; Felidae
Source: RefSeq, a predicted model, not a curated record
AUGGAAGAAACCAACACUCAUUGCGCCCCACCGCCGCCCGCGGGCUCCCAGACCGGGGUUUCUCAAGCCAACCUCUCCUCCGCUCCCCCCAAUUGCAGCACCGAGGGCUAUAUUUACCAGGACUCCAUCGCCCUGCCCUGGAAAGUACUCCUGAUCCUGGUGCUGGCGCUCUUUACCUUGGCCACCACGCUCUCCAAUGCUUUUGUGAUUGCCACUGUGUACCGGACCCGGAAGCUGCACACCCCAGCCAACUACCUGAUCGCCUCCCUGGCGGUAACCGACCUGCUCGUAUCCAUCCUGGUGAUGCCCAUCAGCACCAUGUACACGGUCACCGGCCGCUGGACGCUGGGCCAGGUGGUCUGCGACUUCUGGCUGUCGUCGGACAUCACCUGUUGCACAGCUUCCAUCCUGCACCUCUGUGUCAUCGCCCUGGACCGCUACUGGGCCAUCACGGACGCUGUGGAGUACUCCGCUAAAAGGACUCCCAAGAGGGCCGCGGUCAUGAUCGCGCUGGUGUGGGUCUUCUCCAUCUCCAUCUCGCUGCCGCCCUUCUUCUGGCGUCAAGCCAAAGCCGAGGAGGAGGUGUCGGACUGCAGGGUGAACACCGACCACAUGCUCUACACAGUUUACUCCACGGUGGGCGCUUUCUACUUCCCCACCCUGCUCCUCAUCGCCCUCUACGGCCGCAUCUAUGUGGAAGCCCGCUCCCGGAUUUUGAAACAGACGCCCAACAGGACCGGCAAGCGCCUGACCCGAGCCCAGCUGAUAACCGACUCCCCCGGGUCCACGUCCUCGGUCACCUCCGUUAACUCCCGGGCUCCUGAUGUGCCCAGCGAAUCCGGGUCCCCUGUGUACGUGAACCAAGUCAAAGUGCGAGUCUCUGACGCCCUGCUAGAGAAGAAGAAGCUCAUGGCCGCUAGGGAGCGCAAAGCCACUAAGACCCUGGGGAUCAUUUUGGGAGCCUUUAUUGUGUGUUGGCUGCCCUUCUUCAUCAUCUCCCUGGUGAUGCCUAUUUGCAAGGAUGCCUGCUGGUUCCACCUGGCCAUCUUUGACUUCUUCACGUGGCUGGGCUAUCUCAACUCCCUUAUCAACCCCAUCAUCUAUACCAUGUCCAAUGAGGACUUCAAACAAGCGUUCCAUAAACUGAUACGCUUUAAGUGCACAGGUUGA